GGUGCCGCCUGCCGCCGUGGGGUGGUCCUGGGCUGCCUGCAGAGGAGUGGCGACAGGGAAGGGACAGGACAUCCCUCCCCGCAGCCUGCCAGCACAGCAGGAUGGGUGUCCCGGUGCCCCUCGCAGACGUGCUUGCGGGUGCCUGCCUGGCUGAGGGGGUGCGGAACCCACCCCUGGCGCGGGGAGAGCGCACCCUGCCCACCCCCGGGGCCGCCUAGGCGGAGGGAGAGGGUGCCGGGGCUCCUUACCCCCCUCCUUUCCCCUUCCAGCCCCAACUUCUCCCCUGCGGGCGUCAGAGGGCACCCAGGACGCGGGGCCGGCAGGAGGGCAGGCUCGGGGGUCUGCGUUCCUCGUGGGGUGGGGGGAAGGGAGAAGAAAACAGAGAAGCAACAGCCUCCAGCUUUUCCCUUCCUCUAAUCUUGCUUCACUCCCCCUUGCUCCCUCUCCCUCCCUCUCCCCUUUCCUCUCCCCUUUCCCCUCCCUCCCUCUUUCUAAUUCCUGCCGCUAGCUCGGAGCCUCAUUCAGCAGCCGCUGCCAGUGGAGUGUAAUAGGCUGAAGAUGCUGCCGUGCCUGCUCGGUGUCUAGUUGUGAAUGGGACUUGCCUCCUCUCCCACCUCCGGAGGUGGCCGAGGGAAGGAGCCAGCCCCGCCGGACCCGCAGCCAGAGCUGAAGGUCUGGAUAAGUGACAGCAGAAAACCUACAUCUCCGUUGUCAUCAUAGUCUCAUUAAGUGGCAUUUCAAAUGUGUGGAAUAUGCUACAUAAAUUGGCAACAAGUUUCCAGUGGGUGAAGAAGAGUAAAGUGAAUUACACUGAAAGCUAAACCAAACAUCGUAGGGACCUUGUAAAACUUGGCUGUUCUGUAGAGAUUGGAGUACUAUGUGUUGGAAACCCCAUGGGAAUUAAGUUGGGAAGCUACAGAGCAUUAAGGUGAUGUGUUUAAUGUGUGGUGGCAUCCUAUGUGCAGAACAUUUUAUCUGAAACUUUUCAGUAGCCCCAAACUUCUUGACUUCCAAGGUGGAAGGGGUAGAUUCUUGGAUACUCCUGUGCCUACAAAAUAACCAAAAAUGAAGGAGGACAAUUGUUUACAUGCCGCUCUUAUCUGCCUGGGUGUGCUGUAUUACAGCCAUGCCGUAACUACAGACAAACUGAACCACGCAAGGCCAUCACUUCAUGGUCACCAUGAAAAGGGAAAAGAAGGACAAGUUCUGCAUCGUUCAAAAAGAGGCUGGGUGUGGAAUCAGUUCUUUGUUAUAGAAGAGUAUACAGGACCAGAUCCUGUACUGGUAGGAAGGCUUCAUUCAGAUAUUGAUUCUGGAGAUGGAAACAUUAAAUACAUUCUCUCAGGUGAAGGAGCAGGAAUCAUUUUUGUUAUCGAUGACAAAUCAGGGAACAUCCAUGCAACAAAGACACUGGACCGGGAGGAGAGAGCUCAGUACACUCUGACAGCACAAGCUGUAGACAGGAACACUAACAGACCUUUGGAACCACCUUCUGAAUUCAUUGUUAAAGUUCAAGAUAUAAAUGACAACCCGCCUGAGUUUCUUCAUGAAAACUACCAUGCCAAUGUGCCAGAGAGAUCAAACGUAGGUACAUCAGUUAUUCAGGUAACAGCUUCAGAUGCUGAUGAUCCCACCUAUGGGAACAGUGCCAAAUUGGUUUACAGUAUUCUUGAAGGUCAGCCGUACUUCUCGGUGGAAGCUCAAACAGGAAUUAUCCGAACUGCCCUUCCAAAUAUGGAUAGAGAAGCUAAGGAAGAGUAUCAUGUUGUAAUACAGGCAAAAGAUAUGGGAGGACACAUGGGAGGCCUCUCAGGGACAACCAAAGUGACAAUUACACUUACAGAUGUCAAUGACAACCCACCAAAGUUCCCACAGAGUGUGUACCAGAUGUCAGUGUCGGAAGCAGCUGUUCCAGGAGAGGAAGUAGGAAGAGUGAAGGCCAAAGAUCCAGACAUUGGGGAAAAUGGCUUAGUAGCUUACAGCAUCAUUGACGGAGAUGGCAUGGAUAUGUUUGAAAUUACAACAGAUUACGAGACUCAGGAAGGUGUUGUAAAGCUUAAGAAGCUCUUAGAUUUUGAAACCAAAAAGUCCUACAGUCUGAAGGUAGAGGCAGCCAAUGUACAUAUUGACCCUAAGUUCAUCAGUAAUGGGCCAUUCAAGGACACAGUAACAGUGAAGAUAUCAGUGGAAGAUGCCGAUGAGCCACCUGUAUUUUUAAAGCCAAGUUAUGUUUUUGAAGUACAAGAAAAUGCAGCAUCUGGUACUGUGGUUGGAAAAGUGCAUGCCAAAGACCCUGAUGCUGCAAACAGUGCUAUAAGAUAUUCAAUUGAUCGUCACACUGACCUUGAAAGAUAUUUUAUUAUUAAUGCAGAGGAUGGCAAUAUCAAGACAAUAAAAGCUUUGGAUAGGGAAGAAAUUGCUUGGCAUAAUAUCUCUGUCUUUGCAGUUGAAGUCCACAAACAACACCAGGAAGCCAAAGUUCCAGUUGCAAUUAAGGUCAUCGAUGUCAACGAUAAUGCUCCAAAAUUUGCAGCAGCCUAUGAAGCGUUUGUUUGUGAGAAUGCUAGAAGCAAUCAGCAAUUUAUUACAAUUAGUGCUGAUGACAAGGAUGACUCGGCCAAUGGACCAAGAUUUAUCUUCACUUUACCACCUGAAAUUAUUCAUAAUCCAAAUUUUACACUCAGAGACAACAGAGAUAACACAGCAAGCGUUCUUGUUAGACGUGAAGGAUUUAGUCGCCAAAAGCAAGAUUUAUACCUUCUUCCUAUUGUAAUAAGCGAUGGUGGAGUCCCCCCUAUGAGCAGCACCAACACCCUCACCAUUCGGGUCUGCGCCUGUGACAGCAAUGGCUCCUUGCUCUCCUGCAAUGCAGAAGCCUACAUCCUCAAUGCUGGAUUAAGCACCGGAGCUUUAAUUGCCAUCCUUGCUUGCAUUGUGAUUUUGUUAGUUAUUGUAGUGUUGUUUGUAACACUGAAAAGGCAGAAAAAAGAACCUCUGAUUGUUUUCGAAGAAGAAGAUGUCCGAGAGAACAUUAUUACUUAUGACGACGAAGGUGGAGGAGAAGAAGAUACUGAAGCUUUUGACAUAGCUACGUUGCAGAACCCUGAUGGCAUCAAUGGAUUUAUUCCUCGUAAAGACAUAAAACCUGAGUAUCAGUAUAUGCCAAGACCAGGGCUUCGGCCAGCUCCUAAUAGUGUUGAUGUUGAUGAUUUCAUCAACACCCGAAUACAAGAGGCUGAUAAUGAUCCGACUGCUCCUCCUUAUGACUCUAUUCAGAUCUAUGGCUAUGAAGGAAGAGGCUCAGUGGCUGGUUCACUUAGCUCCUUAGAGUCAGCAACAACAGAUUCUGAUUUGGACUACGACUAUCUACAAAAUUGGGGACCUCGAUUUAAGAAACUUGCAGACUUGUAUGGCUCCAAAGACACUUUCGAUGAUGAUUCUUAACAAUAAAGUUUAAGAUUUGGCCUUAAGAACUGUGUCCAAUGUUCUGAAGAAUCCAGAAGAAAUGUAAGCAGGUAUUUUUUUAAAAAUCAAGAAAAAUCUCAUUUAAACAUUUAAGUUUGACAGAGAGGAUUCCUUUGAUAAAAAAGGACAUAAAAGUGGUAAAUACUGUGAAGUACCUUUUCCUACAAAAGGCAAAUAUAGAAGUUGGCUGCCAACUUCACUAAAGGAAAAAACCCACUUAAGAAAUACAAAAUAUUUAAAUGAAGGAAAAUGCUAAAUGUGAACCUACAAAUAAGGGAAAUCUUUUAUGUAUUGUGAACAUCUAAAUCUUUUAUGUCAAAGAAGCUUCCACAAAUUAGAAAAGAUAACAGUUCUGAGCUGUAAUUUCGCCUUAAACUAUGGACACUCUAUAUGGUAGUGCAUUUUUAAACUUGAAAUAUAUAAUAUUCAGCCAGCUUAAACCCAUAUGAUGUAUGUACAGUACAAUGUACAAUUAUUAUGUCUCUUGAGCAUCAAACUUGUUACUGCUGAUUCUUGUAAAUCUUUUUGCUUAUACUUUCAUCUUGAACUAAUACGUGCCAGAUAUAAAAACUCUGUCUUGUUGCGGUGGGAGGCGCCCUAUUUCUAUGUCAUUUUUAAUGUAUCUAUUUGUACAAUUUUAAAAUUCUUAUUUUAGUAUACAUACAAAUAUCAGUAUUCUGACAUGUAAGAAAUGUUACAACAUCACACUUAUAUUUUAUGAACAUUGUACUGUUGCUUUAAUAUGUGCUUCAAUAUAAGAAGCAGACUUUGAAAUAAACUGAUCCUUUUUUAAUUCUUGUUCUGGUUAUUAAGCAUAUAAGGAAAAACAUAGUGUUUCUAAUGUCCCAUUUAUAGUUCUGACUAAUUUACUACAAUUGUGACCUUUUAAUAGCCUUAUUUAUUAUGUGUUUGUAGUUGGUUUGUUGCCUUGUUAAGUGAUUAUUUAAAAAUCAAGUACAUUUUACAAAUGUUUUUUAGAUUAAAAAAAAUGUAAUGUCUGGUGAACAUUUUGUACCCUCUAUCUACAGCUUGUGGCUGCUCCCAGAACACAGUAAUAAUCUGCAUAUAAUACUACUGUGUUUUCUGGAUAAAAUUAAGUGUAACACUUUUCAGUAUUUCCCAUGUAAUAUGCAUUUAUCUUAUAUCUUAGAAAUUCCAGAGGUUUCAGAAAUGACUUUGUAAGUGGACAGGAGUAUUCUGUACUUACAAUUUACUCCAGGCUUGUGAAUUUCCGUAUCUGUGCUAAGCUUCUGCGGGUUCUAGAGACUUAAAUCUGACCCAGUUUAGCUAUAAGUUCCCUAAAGAUUAUUCUACCUGACAAUUACCUUACCUGAGUAGUAAUUAAGAUUCUGGCACUUUUUUUUUUUUUUUCUUUUGAUUUUUUUUUUUCCAUUUACUGCAGUAGAAUAGCAUCGUCUACUGAUAGGAAGGCAUUUUAAUUUGUGAUGGCAGAAAUACAGAGUGCUUUCAGAGUUGUUCUUUGUAAUGUAUGUUUUUAAUCGAAAAAUGAUCUAUAACUUUUUAUAUUAGUUCAGAAUGAGCAAGGGAUUGGAAUAUGUUCUGCGCAUCAACAUUUUCAGCAGCUGUGUACAGCUGUACUUCUGCUAAAUUUAAUAUAGUUUGCUGUUUAGGGUCAGAGAUCAGCAGCUGCAAUAUGGGAAGAGGCAAUAAAUAGAAAUGAUAUACAUUUUUCUACCGUUCAUUUUACAGACCCUGUCCUUCAUUUGCAGUCAGAUACCAAACUGCUCGAUCUGAGAGGAAAUCUGGUCUGUUGGUGUAUUGCUUUUCUGAAGACCCCCCAUAUAUGUAGUUAGAUUAAAAUUUAACUUGUUAAAAUUAUGAAUGAUGUUUCAGCUCUAUAUUCAUAACAUAUUCACUUGUCCCAUUAUAUCCCUAUGUUUUAUAAGGCAGAGUUUGCUAAAUCAGCAGAUUUGCUCUACAAUGUUUAUUGUAAUAUUUCACCUUAUUAUAGCUGUAUGCAUUCUAUAUAAUUCUAUAGUUUAUUAUUAACUUGGUUCAAAUUUCUUUGGUUGUUGAUUUUUCUCUGUUUAUAAUCCAAAGAAUAUUUUGCUAGAUUUGCACAUUUCUCCAUUAUAAAUUUAAAUAAACAUUAAAAAAUGAAAUGAGUAUCAAUUUACAAAUUAACAGAUUGAAAUAAAGUUAAAAAAGUCAUUUGUAGGACUCCAUCCUCAUUGAUGCUAUCUGGGUUUAUUUCACUUUUGAGCAAGUUUUAGCAUUAAUAACUGCAUUUUCUACAUUUUUAUGUUUAAUUUUUAAGAAGGACAUUGUCGACUACAUUUUUUAAUAGUUUUAAAUGCUUUGAGUUUUAGUCUCUAUUGUUUGUAGCACUCUCAUAGAUGCUUGGAAAUAAAUUUUCUUUCCCUGCUG
Molecule: messenger RNA, 5853 nt
Organism: Falco peregrinus (peregrine falcon)
Lineage: Eukaryota; Metazoa; Chordata; Aves; Falconiformes; Falconidae
Gene: CDH11
Product: cadherin 11
Exons: 14
Coding region: 1066-3444 (792 amino acids)
Biological process (GO): adherens junction organization; cell morphogenesis; homophilic cell-cell adhesion
Cellular component (GO): catenin complex; plasma membrane; adherens junction
Molecular function (GO): cadherin binding; calcium ion binding
Source: RefSeq, a predicted model, not a curated record